ACUGUUCUUGACCGCCUGGCACCUGGCGCCUCCCUUCGGCCCCGUCGACGCGAUGGGCGCCGCGGCGUGUCUCCGCGACACGGGGCAGCCGUAGCCCUCCACUCCACUGCACGCAGCCAGCGCAGCCCAGCAAUGGAUACGCAGGGCAGCGUGGCCGGCCAGGACGAGGGCGUGCCGCGGCUCGGCGCGACGUGACGCCGCCAUGCCACCGACGCGGACGCACCGUACGCACCGUACGCACCGUCGGGACCGAUGAACGACACCGAGUGCGCCGCGCUUCUGGAGAGCGCCGACUGGCACAGCCCGCGCCUCAUCGUGGUCUUCGUCAUCCUCGGCGUGGUGAACGUGAUGGUGAUCCUGGGCAACCUGCUCGUCAUCGCCGCCGUCUACAUCAGCUCCAAGCUGCGCACCGUCACCAACCUGUUCAUCGUGUCGCUCGCCGUGGCCGACCUGCUGGUGGGCGUCGCCGUGCUGCCCUUCAGCUCCACGCUGGAGGUGUCCAAGGUGUGGAUCUUCGGCGAUGUGUGGUGCUCCAUGUGGCUGGCCGUGGACGUCUGGAUGUGCACCGCGUCCAUCCUGAACCUGUGCGCCAUCUCGCUGGACCGCUACCUGGCCGUCACGCGGCCCGUCACCUACCCGUCCCUCAUGUCGAACCGGCGGGCGCGCUGGCUCAUCUUCGUCGUGUGGGUGCUGUCCUUCGUCAUCUGCUUCCCGCCGCUCGUCGGCUGGAAGGACCGGGGCAUGACCACGGUGGACGAGUCCUCGCUAGGCGGUGCGCAGGUGCGUGGCCGAGGCGUCGGAGGCCUGCCGACCACACUCCUGGGGUCGCCGGGGCUGUCCCGGUCCACGCCGCGGCCCGCCACCACCGAGGCCGCCAUCAUCCUGGACGCCACCAACGAGACGGACCUGGACGUCACGCUCGCCGCCACCACCGCAGAGUGGCCCAUGGCGCUGCGGGAACUGGCCGCCCUGCAGGCCGACGCCGACGGCCCGGAGGGCGUGGGGGGCUCCCGCGGGGGGUCUUGGUCGCGCUCCGAGAGCCGCAGCCGGUGCCCGUGGGUGUGCGAGCUCACCAACGACACGGGCUACGUCUUGUACUCGGCCUUCGGCUCCUUCUUCAUCCCCAUGUUCGUGAUGCUCUUCUUCUACUGGCGCAUCUACCGCGCCGCGGUGCAGACCACCCGCGCCAUCAACCAGGGCUUCCGCACGACCAAGGGUUCCAGGAAGUUCGGCAACCGGUUCGACGAGCAGCGCCUCACGCUCCGCAUCCACCGCGGCCGCGGCUCCGUGCGUCACGGCGACCGUCACGGCGACCGGGGCCACGGCGGCGCGCAGCACUCCACGCCCUCCACGGCCACCACCACGGCCGCGUCCAGCGCAGCCAACUCGCUGAGCGGCUCGCCCGGCGGCAAGUCCAUCGACAGCCUCAGGGUGCAGCGGCGCGCGUCCAUCCGGCGCAGCGUGGAGCGCAGCCGCACCUUCGAGAAGAUCAAGAUCAGCGUGAGCUACCCCAGCAGCGAGGCCAUCAGCAGCCACCAGCUGGAGCAGCCGGACGCGGCCAACGCCGCGCAGCCCCACAACAACAACGGCAGCGCCACGCAGCACGGCCCGCUGUCGUCUCCCAGCGCCAGUAAGAAGUCGUCCUUCUCAUCGGCCUCGUCGCCGACGGGGCUCGCCAGCGGGGUGUUCGCCGCCAACGGGGCCUCGCCGUCGACCGUCACCAUGGUGGCCACCCCCAUGGGCAGCACCAUCCACCGGCCGGGCUCCUGCCACCUCAAAGUGUCCAACGCCCGGAACCUAUUCCGCAGGCGGCGCUCCUCCACCGAGUCUGAGUGCACGCGGGACAGCGCGGAGAACCACCUGGAGCUGCGCGAGUUCCGCGACCUGACGCCGUCGCCCACCUUCGAGGAGCAGAACAAGCCCAAGCUCAUCUCCAAGAUGGGCAAGCGGAACAUCAAGGCUCAGGUGAAGCGCUUCCGCAUGGAGACCAAGGCGGCCAAGACGCUGGGCAUCAUCGUGGGCGGCUUCAUCUGCUGCUGGAUGCCCUUCUUCACCAUGUACCUGGUGCGCGCCUUCUGCCCCGAGUGCAUCAACCCCACCGUCUUCUCGGUGCUCUUCUGGCUCGGCUACUGCAACUCGGCCAUCAACCCCUGCAUCUACGCGCUCUUCUCCAACGACUUCCGGUUCGCCUUCAAGCGGAUCAUCUGCAGGUGCCUGUGCGGCGUGGCGGGCCGCAAGAGCAGCCAGCGCAGCAACCAGACGCGGCGCGGCUCGGACGGCUCGCAGCUCGGCGUGCGCGCCAACAACCCCACGGCCGUGUACCACGCCAACUCCAGCUUCAUCGGCGCGGGCAGCACUGGCGGGGGCGCCGCCACGGGCUUGGCCAGCAUGGAGGCGGGCACGGCGUCGACGGGUUUUCGAUUUUGGCACAGUGCUGCCUGA
Messenger RNA from Thrips palmi, 2442 nucleotides. RefSeq names its product octopamine receptor Oamb (gene Oamb). Gene Ontology annotation, molecular function: G protein-coupled amine receptor activity. Gene Ontology annotation, biological process: adenylate cyclase-activating adrenergic receptor signaling pathway. Gene Ontology annotation, cellular component: membrane. The transcript has 12 exons. NCBI's taxonomy places the organism in Eukaryota, Metazoa, Arthropoda, Insecta, Thysanoptera, Thripidae. The record is from RefSeq and is a predicted model, not a curated record. Bases 253 to 2442 code for a protein of 729 amino acids.